UUUCCUGCUUGUCACUGUGGAGAUGUGACGCAAUGAAAGACAAACAAAAUGAAACCUCGUUCGGCUCUAAACUCCCGAUGACACGAAGGCAGUCUGUCAACCAGGUGGGUCCCGUGAGUGGGACAGGCGAGAAUCAGCGGGAGACAUGGUCGAAUCAAAUGGACUUCCUUCUCUCGUGUAUCGGGUAUGCUGUGGGCCUCGGUAAUGUCUGGAGGUUCCCGUACCUCUGCUAUAGAAAUGGAGGAGGUGCAUUCCUGAUCCCGUAUCUGAUCAUGCUGGCUCUUGCUGGCUUGCCUCUCUUCUUCAUGGAGCUCUGUCUUGGUCAGUUCUCUCACCUGGGGGCGUUGACCGUAUGGAAGAUAUCACCUAUUUUCAAAGGUAUUGGCUAUGCCUCAGUGUGCAUCACGUGGUUGACAUGCAUCUACUACAAUGUGAUCAUUAUGUACACCAUCUUCUACCUAUUCUCCUCCUUUGCCGCUGAGGUGCCCUGGGCGAGCUGUGACAACUGGUGGAACACAGAGAAUUGCUACAUUAGGAAUAAGACAGAUUCUUGUAAUGGUACCAUCGCCUGUAAUGAGACAGAAGUUAGGAAUCUGACAGGUCUUGAGGUCACCCCAAGUCAGGAGUAUUGGGAACGAUACGUCCUUCAGUUAUCUGAUGGUAUUGAUCAUGUUGGUGUCAUCCGCUGGCAGCUGGCCUUGUGUCUUCUCCUAUCUUGGAUCAUUGUCUUCGCGUGUCUUGCCAAAGGCGUCAAGUCGUCGGGGAAGGUCGUCUACUUCACCGCCGUAUUCCCCUACGUGGUGUUGGUCAUCCUCCUCAUCCGAGGGGUGACAUUAGAUGGCGCCAUAGAUGGCAUCAAAUUCUACAUUAUUCCGAAAUUCUCCAAACUGGCAGAUGUAAAGGUAUGGAGUGACGCAGCCCAGCAAAUCUUCUACUCGCUAGGCCCAGCUUGGGGAGGACUCAUUACCAUGGCUUCGUACAACCAGUUCAAAAACAACUGUUACAGGGAUGCGAUCGUUGUGUCUGUAUGUAACUGCGGCACGAGUAUCUUUGCCGGUUUUGUCAUCUUCUCUGUGAUGGGCUUCAUGGCCAAAGAGAUGGGCAGACCCGUCGAGGAGUUGGCCGCGAGUGGCCCUGGUCUUGCUUUUAUCGCCUACCCUGAAGGGAUAUCACGAAUGCCCGUCGCCCCGCUCUGGGCAAUUCUCUUCUUUUUCAUGCUGAUUACUUUAGGACUUGACAGCCAGUUUACGAUGAUGGAGACUGUAGUGGCAGCCUUUGUUGAUGAAUAUCCAAACAAGUUCCGCCCGAUCAAAACCUGGCUGACCCUGGGACUCUGUGUGGUCACCUUUCUACUCGGACUGCCUCUCGUCACUCAGGGAGGACAGUACAUUUUAACCCUCAUGGAUUGGUAUAUUGGGUCUACCGCGUUAAUGGUAGUUGGGCUUCUCGAGCCGAUUAUCAUCAGCUACAUAUACGGUUUCCGCCGGUUUAGCUGUGACAUUGAGAUGAUGCUGGGAUUCAAGCCGAACUACUACUUGUUAGCCUGCUGGACGUUCAUCACUCCAGCCAUACUCUUGUUCAUCAUCAUCUUUUCGUCCAUAUACCACUCCCCAGUCUCCUACGGUAACUAUGUGUACCCCGGGUGGGCAGAUGGUCUUGGUUGGGGCCUGGCGGUGCUCUCCAUGCAGUUCAUUCCGACCAUGAUGAUAGUGACAAUCAUUCAAGGGAUAAGCACUAACCAGCUGAGCCUGCGGAGUCUCUUCUGUCCGCCUCCAGACUGGGGACCUUGUGUGGGGAGUGGAGGCCUCUGCAAGGAGGACAAGCAGUUGGGAUCUAAAGAGGAUGUCAGCAAGCAGCAAGAGAAGGAUUCAGCUACCCCCAUGUCACCUCCUGCCUAUCAGAACCCUGCCUUCGACCCAGAUCAUGCUUAGUAUGUUCACCCACUUCACUCACUGUGAAUCCGAUUGGACUGCAGGAGAUCAUUAGUCUCCCGGGGCAGUACAUUGCGUUUUUCUAAUUAUAUCGGGCGACAAGACAAGGCCGGUCAAAUGCGUCCGGAGUAUAGAGAUCAUCCACUUGUCGGUAGUUUCAUGUCUCUCAUAUCCACUGGGCAGGUGAAAUAAUGUGUAUUUCUGUGUAUAUAGUGGAAAUAGUGCGACAGUGGCAUUUUACAAAAAGCAAUCAAUUAUUUUUCAAGAAGUAUCAUAUCAUACAGUCAUGUACAUGUACAUUCCCUCUGAAUAAAUAAAUUCUGACUUUUG
Messenger RNA from Lineus longissimus, 2261 nucleotides. RefSeq names its product sodium-dependent proline transporter-like. The record is from RefSeq and is a predicted model, not a curated record. NCBI's taxonomy places the organism in Eukaryota, Metazoa, Nemertea, Pilidiophora, Heteronemertea, Lineidae. Gene Ontology annotation, cellular component: plasma membrane. The transcript has 15 exons. Gene Ontology annotation, molecular function: L-proline transmembrane transporter activity. The coding region runs from base 33 to 1931 and encodes 632 amino acids. Gene Ontology annotation, biological process: sodium ion transmembrane transport.